Bubalus bubalis (water buffalo) is the source of this 6276-nucleotide messenger RNA. RefSeq names its product zinc finger protein 12 (gene ZNF12). The transcript is spliced from 7 exons. The coding region runs from base 188 to 2278 and encodes 696 amino acids. Gene Ontology annotation, molecular function: RNA polymerase II cis-regulatory region sequence-specific DNA binding; DNA-binding transcription factor activity, RNA polymerase II-specific. Gene Ontology annotation, biological process: regulation of transcription by RNA polymerase II. NCBI's taxonomy places the organism in Eukaryota, Metazoa, Chordata, Mammalia, Artiodactyla, Bovidae. The record is from RefSeq and is a predicted model, not a curated record.
CGUAGGCCCAGAGCUGGCUCCUCGGGCCUAGAGGCCUGGGAGGCGGAGAGGAGGGACUCGGGGAGAGGAGCGCGCCGCAGGAGCAGCCCCCGGCCGGAGCCUGGGGAGCCCGGAGCCGGUCAGCGAGUCCCGACGAGGUCCGCCUCUGCUUUCACAGUCCUGCAGGUUAUUCCGAGAGCAGGGGAAAAUGAAUCAAUCUCUGGGGUCAGUGUCAUUCAGGGAUGUGGCCGUGGACUUCACACAGGAGGAGUGGCAGCACCUAGACCCUGAGCAGAAGACGACCUACAGGGACGUGAUGCUGGAGAACUACAGCCACCUCAUCUCUGUGGGGUGUCACAUUAUCAAACCAGAAGUCAUCACCAAAUUGGAGCAAGGAGAAGAGCCGUGGGUGGUGGAAGGAGAAUUCCUGCUUCAGAGUCACCCAGAAGAAGUCUGGAAAGUUCAUGAUCUGAUGGAGGGAAGCCAGGAAAAGGAAGACAAACAUUCAAGGCAAACUGAAUCCAUUAACAACAAAACCCUGCCUGAAGGGAGAGGUAAUGGUCUUGGUAAGACUUGUAAUGUGGAAACAAGCCCUGUUUCUUCAAGAAAAAUAUCCUAUCAGUGUGAUUCAUGUGAAAAGAGUUUAAAGUGUAUUUCAGAAUAUAUUAGUAGUGAUGGCAGCUAUGCAAGAAUGAAACCUGAUGAAUGUAGUGCUUGUGGGAGAUCACCUCUCCAUGUGAAGCUUGAAAAAACUCAUCUCGGAGAUAAACCUUAUGAAUUUAACCAAAACAGGGAGGCUUAUGCUCUAAAUGGAGAAAGUAUUUACCAGAACAUUCGCAUUUUGGAGAAACCCUUUGAAUAUAUCGAAUGCCAGAAAGCCUUUCAGAAGGAUACCGUGUUUGUUAACCAUAUAGAGGAGAAACCCUACAAGUGGAACGAAUCUGAAAUAGCCUUUCUCCAAAUGUCAAACCUCAGUGUGCACCCAACAACUCAUUUGGAAAUGAAACCCUAUGAGUGCAAUGCAUGUGGGAAAUCCUUCUGUAAAAAGUCCAAGUUUAUUAUCCACCAGAGGACUCACACAGGAGAGAAACCUUAUGAAUGUAAUCAGUGUGGGAAAUCCUUCUGCCAGAAGGGCACCCUCACUGUCCAUCAGCGAACACACACAGGGGAGAAGCCCUAUGAAUGUACUGAAUGCGGGAAAACCUUCUACCAGAAGUUACACCUCAUUCAACACCAGAGAACUCACUCAGGAGAGAAGCCCUAUGAAUGUAGCUACUGUGGAAAAGCCUUUUGCCAGAAGACACACCUCACACAGCACCAGAGAACACAUUCAGGAGAGAGACCCUAUGUUUGUCAUGACUGUGGAAAAACCUUCUCCCAGAAGUCAGCCCUUAAUGACCACCAGAAAAUUCACACAGGCGUGAAACUCUACAAGUGCAACGAGUGUGGGAAGUGCUUCUGCCGCAAGUCUACCCUCACCACACACCAGAGGACACACACGGGAGAGAAGCCCUAUGAGUGCAACGAGUGUGGGAAGUUCUUCUCUCGGCUGUCAUAUCUCACUGUGCAUUACAGAACUCAUUCAGGAGAGAAGCCCUAUGAAUGUAACGAGUGUGGGAAAACCUUCUACCUUAACUCAGCCCUCAUGAGACACCAGAGAGUCCACACAGGAGAGAAGCCCUAUGAGUGCAGUGAGUGUGGAAAGUUAUUCUCCCAGUUGUCGUACCUCACCAUACAUCACAGAACUCACUCAGGAGUGAAGCCCUACGAAUGUAACGAAUGUGGGAAGACCUUCUACCAGAAUUCCGCCCUUUGUAGACACCGGAGGAUACAUAAAGGAGAGAAGCCCUAUGAAUGUUACAUAUGUGGGAAGUUCUUCUCGCAAAUGUCAUACCUCACAAUACAUCACAGAAUUCAUUCAGGAGAGAAGCCCUACGAAUGUAACGAAUGUGGGAAAACCUUCUGCCAGAAUUCAGCCCUCAACAGACACCAGAGGACACACACAGGAGAGAAAGCCUAUGAGUGUUACGAGUGUGGCAAAUUCUUCUCUCAGAUGUCGUAUCUCACUAUACAUCAUCGAAUUCAUUCAGGAGAGAAACCUUUUGAAUGUAACGAAUGUGGAAAAGCCUUCUCUCGGAUGUCAUACCUCACUGUACAUUACAGAACUCACUCAGGAGAGAAGCCAUAUGAAUGUACUGAAUGUGGGAAAAAAUUCUACCACAAAUCAGCCUUCAACAGCCAUCAGAGAAUUCACAGGAGAGGGAACAUGAAUGUACUUGAUGUGGGAAGGCUUCUCUGAAGUCAGAUCUCUUAUAACGUCGCAGAACCCUCUCCAUAUAAUGAAUAAGGAACUCCUACCAUCCCGAGUUGGAGAGUUCAUACAGGUGGGUGUGAACAAACCUGUGAGUAUUUGUCAGACUUGGAACCUGAAAGUUUGCAGGUUGGAAACCGCAGCUGUAACUAGGCCACAUGACAUGCUGACAGGAGUAAAAAUCUAUCAGUAUUUAAAUUGGACAUAGUUUCACUAUGAAUUCAAACUUUUACAUAUCAGGGAAUUCAGACCAAGGGGAUAUCUUUCAAGGAACGUGGAAAACAUUGUUGGAAAUUAUGAAACUAAAAUUUAUGUUUCUGAUAAAAUGUCAAGCUUUUGUAAAAAAAAAAAAAAAGAAAGAAACCACAGAGGAUGGCUGUUUUGAAUAAACAUGCUCCUUAUGUACAUAGAAGCUGUAAAAUCGCUGGGUAGCUAAUUAAGAUGGCAGCAUGGCAACAUUAAGCUCACACUGAGUGGAUCCUGAGGGUGUUUGGGUGUUUCUGUUUGCUUUUUAGGAUGCUGCAUUACAGGAGUUGUAUGUUCGGCUUGAAUCAUGUUUGAAAAGGCAUUGUAUCCUUAUUAGAAUAAUUUCUAAGGUAUUUUAAAUAGCACCACUAUGUUAGCAUCUAAAUAUGUAUAGAUAAUGAACUAAUAUUUGAAAGAUAUGAAGUAUACUUCUCUUUGUGCUCUUCCCUAGCAUUUAUAAAUGGAUUUUAUCAUUGUUAAUGAAUUAAGUCUUCCAUAAGGAAACCAAUGUUUUUAAUAGUAUUUUAACUGUAUCUGAAUCAGCAAGAGAUAAAAAUCUGCAUAAAGUAGAAAAUUGCAUAGAUAAUUUAAAAUGGUUAAUGCCACAAGUCUCUGUAGUAAGGGACAGCUGUAGGACUCAUUGCAAUCAGUAUGGUUUAAAAAAUGUACUUAAAAUAGUCUCAUUUUAAUCUGUUUUUUUCACUUACUGUUUUUUAUUUAGAUGCCUUUGUAAGUGUGCAGAGCACAUGUACUAUGUAACCUAGAAAUUAACUGUAUUUUUAUUUGAUACGGUGGUGUUUUUAAGCACCAUGGUUUGCUCCUUCCUGAAUGGAUUGAGAGAGCAGGUUCGUAUGGGUUGUAGCUAGUGUUGCUGAGUGGCCAACCUAGUCACUCAUUCCUUGUUUUUGGCUGCCCGAGUCUGGGUAUCCAUUCCUCUUGAUGGAACAGGGGAUAAAUCCUGAUUAGUUUCAACCAAUAACGAUAAUCCCUUUCUCAUAACCAGUAAUUGGUUUAGAUUAUUCAGAGGACCCCAUGCUAGACAGGUAAAGGAAAUAUCUUGAGCAGGUUAUUUCUGGAAAAGGUUUCUUCAAAGCUUCAAGGAAUCAUGCCAGGUGAAGUGGGAUCCUGUUCAACGUUUCCUUAUCUGGCUGUGUCUUUCAACGAUGGUUAUAAUUUGUGCAUGGCAGAGCAGAAAGCCUGGAAGAACCUGGGACCUGGAUGAUGCUCUUGAGCUACUGAACCAGCCAGCCGUGUAGCCACUCUAUCUCUGGACUGUUUCUUUUGUGAAAAACUGAAUUGUAGAUUGAUUUAGGUUGCUUCUAGUGAUAACUAAAGAUAUAGAGCAAUUGAGAAGUGGGCUUUAGGCAAAUCACUUUUUUUGAGGUGUUGAUAUAGAAAUGAUCUUAUUUUCUGUAAAUUUUGGUGUAAAUACUACUCAAAUAUUUGAGUAUUAGAAAACUUGAAACAAUUCAAUGUGUAUGUUUUCCUCUAUUUUUACAUCACUGACCUAAGAACUUUUGGAGCCUGAUAUGAUGUCAGGUAUAUCUUUCUUUCCAUAAUGCAUGACAUAAAUUUUGUUUAGGUUAAUUUGUUAUUCAUGGGUCAUUGCUACCGUGUUGUUGAUGAUAUAUGGCGUAAGGUAAGGACUCACUUCUGUUUCUUUUCCAGUGAUUAGCCUGAUAGCCUGUAUUAUUUGAGUCAUCCACCCCUUUCUGCAGAGAUGAGAUGCUAUGUUUCUCAUGUUUUUCUGUCACUCAUGGCUCCCAUUUUUCUUGCUCAUCACUUUUCCAUCAGAUUUGUCUAGAUGAUCUUGAGUCUGCUGUGUAACAGGUACUAAGAUUCUGGUACAGUGUAUAGUUUUAUGUAGGAACUAUAUAUUCAUAGUAUACUUGUUGAAGGUUUCCCACACUAAUGGGAAGUAGCUUAAAUACUCAGUAUGCAUUUUAAGUAAAAUAUUUGGAAAGCUUAUAAAUGAUUUACCACGUUCUUUUUCUGUUACGAAGUGCCUGAUACCAAAGGGCCCUAUACAUGUGUAUGUGGCCCUCAACUGCCUCUUCAGUAAUACGGUUGUAGAAUUUCUCUAUUGUUUCAGAGACACCAGUGUUUUCAUACUAUUACAUCUCUGAAAUAGUGUAGCACAUUCUAAUUUAACUGGUGUUUUUUCUUCCUUAGAGGUACUUAAAAUAAUGGUCUGUCUUAUAUUUGAUGGAUGAAAUGCAAUAUUUGAAAAGUUUUUAACUAUUCCUGGCAAGACCUGCAUUCAUGAAAGAAGGCACCAUGGGAGAUGGCCCACUCACCCAUCUGGCAGCAAGGAGUGAAUGUGGAAUUGUGGCAGAGCGCAAAUGCUUGCUUUUUAUAUGCACAGUGACUUCAUCCUGUGGAGCAUGAGCAGAUUAGGAACUCCCAGUGGAUUUCCAGGGGCUAAGCCAGGGGUUGACCCCUCCCAGCACCUACAGGAAACAUGCUUCUGUGUGAUCGUGUGGAAAGCACAAGCCAGGACUUCCAUGUGCCUCUUACUGAUUCUUCACCGGUCAAUUCCCCCUUCAGGUUUGUUUCCCUUCUGUUAAAUGAGACAAAAAUACACAAUCAUGGCAAACCCUCCAGGAACUACUGCUACUCUUGAUUGAGAAUAGUAACAACAGAAAAGCAACAACUUUUCUAAGAACAGGAACAACAGAAAAACAACUCCAGAUGCCGGACUUGGUUACAAAGCUGACCAGCUUCUGGAUAGGAAUAGUGGAGAAUGAAGGGAGGGGAGACUCGCCCAGCACCCCACCACACCGGCCACAUUUCUCAUGCCUUCCGUCCCUGUCCCCAGCUCCCUUCUCUCUUCCCCUGAGCGACACACUCCUUUUCUGUGUUUCUGCCGCUGCUUUCCUGGAGCUCGCAUGGGGUUCGGAUCCGAGGGUGGAAGGCAGGGGGUUUUUCCCGGUGAGGUUCGCCGAGCGCCCUCCUGACCUCGGUAGAGAUGCCUUAUUCCAACAGAGCCUUGGAGACUGAUUCACUUCAGCGGGAAGCUAUCUCGGGGCCAGCCUCUCUGAGAACACACAGCUACCGGAGGCUCCAGCCGCGCCUCUACAACGGCGGGCCAUCCGCGGCUGGAGUGCCCCCGGCCCCGGACAGCUGCGCCGGAUAGCGCAGCGAGAAGCAAUAGACCACAAAUCUAAGAAAACUUGGGAAACCGCCUGGCGUGCUGCAGUUCGUGGGGUCCUAAAGAGUCGGAUACGACUUAGCGACUGAACAAGGGAAACCCGGGAUUCAAACCACCGCCGCCUCCAGUCUAGGGCACACGAAUCCGUAUUUGGGCCUAAAGGACGCGCGCCGCGAAGGGGCCACGCCGGGCAGCGUCAGAGCUCGUCUCACCUCGCUGGGAUGAGGGGCCCGGCAGUGAGUCAGUCGCUCUGCCCUCUGGGCCGCGCUCGGGCAGCCUCGGCGGUUAGGAGGAUGGAGACGCCGCAGCCGGCGCGGCAUCUUUCCCGAACGCGGCCCUCAGGGGGUCUCCCGAGUCAGGGACGCAUCCCAGGCGGCAGUGCCUAAUGUCCCCGCCCCGCACCCCUUCUCGCGGCCUCCGGCCACCCACGCUCACCAGGCAGCCGACCUCAACGCGCGAUCGCACGGGCACAGGCAGGAGACCACAGGUCUUUAAUUAUUUGGCAUGCACUUCUUGAUAUGAGGUUAAGCAGGGAUCCAGUUUCAUCAGCCAACUGCCUUAACAUCAUCUGCUUCCUCCUGUUGGUAAG